Messenger RNA from Numida meleagris (helmeted guineafowl), 1435 nucleotides. It is a transcript of the gene TFAP2B, whose product is annotated as transcription factor AP-2 beta. Gene Ontology annotation, cellular component: nucleus. The coding region runs from base 1 to 1410 and encodes 469 amino acids. Lineage: Eukaryota; Metazoa; Chordata; Aves; Galliformes; Numididae. The record is from RefSeq and is a predicted model, not a curated record. The transcript is spliced from 8 exons. Gene Ontology annotation, biological process: regulation of transcription by RNA polymerase II; anatomical structure development; regulation of cell population proliferation. Gene Ontology annotation, molecular function: RNA polymerase II transcription regulatory region sequence-specific DNA binding; DNA-binding transcription factor activity, RNA polymerase II-specific.
AUGCACUCACCUCCUAGAGAACAGCCUGCCAUCAUGCUCUGGAAACUGGUUGAAAAUGUCAAGUACGAAGAUAUCUAUGAGAUGUUAGUCCACACCUAUUCCGCCAUGGACCGGCAUGAUGGAGUGCCCAGCCACAGUUCCAGGCUGUCCCAGCUGGGAUCCGUCUCCCAGGGACCCUACUCCAGCGCUCCUCCGCUCUCUCACACCCCGUCCUCGGAUUUCCAGCCGCCUUAUUUCCCACCCCCCUACCAGCCUCUUCCUUACCACCAAAGCCAGGACCCUUACUCCCAUGUCAAUGACCCCUACUCCCUAAACCCCUUGCAUCAACCCCAGCAGCACCCCUGGGGACAGAGGCAGAGGCAAGAGGUGGGAUCAGACGCCGGGUCACUGCUGCCACAGCCUCGGGCCGCCCUGCCCCAGCUCUCGGGACUGGACCCCAGGCGGGACUACCACUCGGUACGAAGGCCAGAUGUCCUGCUGCACUCAGCUCACCAUGGCCUUGACUCCGGCAUGGGGGACAGCCUUUCUCUGCACGGCAUCGGGCACCCGGGGAUGGAGGAAGUCCAGUCAGUUGAAGAUGCCAAUAACAGCGGUAUGAACUUAUUGGACCAGUCUGUCAUUAAAAAAGUUCCGGUUCCUCCAAAAUCCGUUACAUCUUUGAUGAUGAAUAAAGAUGGCUUCCUGGGUGGAAUUUCGGUCAACACCGGAGAGGUGUUCUGCUCUGUCCCUGGCCGCUUGUCUUUGCUUAGUUCAACUUCCAAGUACAAAGUAACAGUGGGAGAAGUUCAAAGGCGCCUUUCUCCCCCCGAGUGUCUGAACGCAUCCCUGCUAGGAGGAGUGCUGAGAAGAGCCAAAUCGAAAAACGGGGGGAGAUCUUUGCGAGAAAGGCUAGAAAAAAUCGGUUUGAAUUUACCAGCCGGCAGGCGUAAGGCUGCAAAUGUCACUUUACUCACCUCCCUGGUGGAAGGUGAGGCCGUUCAUUUAGCCCGGGAUUUUGGGUACAUCUGCGAAACGGAGUUCCCAGCCAAGGCUGUUUCUGAAUACCUGAACAGACAGCACACAGACCCCAGCGACCUCCACUCCAGGAAAAACAUGCUGCUUGCUACAAAGCAACUUUGUAAAGAAUUUACAGAUCUCUUGGCCCAGGACAGGACACCCAUUGGAAACAGCCGGCCCACCCCUAUUUUGGAACCAGGCAUUCAGAGCUGCUUGACUCACUUCAGCCUCAUCACUCACGGCUUUGGGGCUCCCGCUAUCUGCGCCGCCCUCACGGCCCUCCAAAACUACCUGACUGAAGCUCUCAAAGGCAUGGACAAGAUGUUCUUGAACAACAACACUGCUAACAGGCACACAUCUGGCGAAGGACCAGGUAGUAAAACUGGAGACAAGGAAGAGAAACACAGAAAAUGAGAGGAAAAAAAAAAAAAAAAGGAAA